AUGUCGGAGAAUUUAAAGAGAGCAGAAUCAUUGUUUAACAGAAUAAUGAAUCAAACAACUAACAAUGAUUCAUCAACGUCAUCAUUUGCAUCACAGUCAUCAACACCAACAACUCCAAUACUGGAAUCAUCGCCAACAUCGUCUACCACCACCACCAAUCCUAAUUCUACUAUUUCAGGUUCAAGAAAGUUCAAUUCAUCUUCAUAUUCUGUUCCUACCAUUCCAUCUAAUAUUCCCAAAUUGGAUAUUGAAAAGUUAACUCGAGAGGCAUUAGCUUCUGUUCCAGAGUCACAUCACACAUUACCUUAUUGUUGGACCAUAUGGUAUCAUUCAAGAAAUAAGAAAAAAGAACAAGGACAAAAAGUAUCAGAAGAAUUACAAGAGUCAAUUGAAGAUCAACAGCCAGAACAACAACAACAACAACAGCAGCAGCAGCAAAGUGCUGAGGUUGAUUCUUAUUUGCAAACUACUAAUGAAUUGGAGUUUAUUGAUUUUUCCACUGGGAACCCAAUCCAUCAUAUUGCUUCUUUAGAACAAUUAUGGAGUAGUUUUUCAUCUAUUAAAAAAACAUAUACCUUAAACAUUGGCACGGAGUUUUUAAUUUUCAAAACAGGUGUGAAUCCUGUAUGGGAAGAUCCAAUAAAUUCAAAGGGUGGGAGAUGGGUUUUCCGGUUUAAUAGAAAAAUUAUGGAUGGACAUAAUAGUAAUAAUGAUAAGAAAAGCAGUAAACAAGAAUUAUUCCGUAAAAGAACAAGCUUAAUUUGGGAAAGAUUAGUGUUAAAGACUUUAACAGGAUCUUUAAUUCCUGAUUCUAAUUCCAGUGAAAUCCAAGAGUUAUUAUUAAAUGAUAUUUGUGGAUUAGUGUUAAGUGUUCGUAAAGAUGAAGAUAUUAUAAGUUUAUGGAACUCCAAUUUAAAUUUUUUUGGGAAAAAGGACCAAACCAAGAAGUUAACUUCAUUUCAAGCAAGAAGAAUCAUUUGUGAUUCGAUAUUACGUGUCAUUCGUGAAUGUGAUUUGAUUAACCAAGGUGGAGAUUGUAUUCAAACCAUCGAUAUCGGUUCUAAUGAAAGAGUUUUUGGUGUUAGUUUUGAUUAUAGAGUUCAUGCUGAUAAUGAAAGAGAAAGAGAAAAGUCUAUUACUAGUAAUGGUGCUAAUGGCUCUACAGCGGGUGGCAGUACAGGUAACAGUAGUGGACAAACCUAUGGAAGUCAUUACAAUAGGAGAUAUAACAAGUACAACACGAGUAAAACAGAUUCCACUGCCAAAUAA
Messenger RNA from Candida dubliniensis CD36, 1269 nucleotides. RefSeq lists its product as uncharacterized. Lineage: Eukaryota; Fungi; Ascomycota; Pichiomycetes; Serinales; Debaryomycetaceae. Gene Ontology annotation, molecular function: translation initiation factor activity; RNA 7-methylguanosine cap binding. Gene Ontology annotation, biological process: translational initiation. The coding region runs from base 1 to 1269 and encodes 422 amino acids. Gene Ontology annotation, cellular component: eukaryotic translation initiation factor 4F complex; cytoplasm. The record is from RefSeq and is a predicted model, not a curated record. The transcript has a single exon.